Molecule: messenger RNA, 273 nt
Organism: Protopolystoma xenopodis
Lineage: Eukaryota; Metazoa; Platyhelminthes; Monogenea; Polystomatidea; Polystomatidae
Source: the annotation of a GenBank genome assembly
AUGAAUCUUGCAUUAAAGUCAAUCGACAGCUGGUCAAGAGUAAUCGGCCGUUGUCUUCUGGUGGAAACGACCUUCGAAUCUCUUCCCCCAAACACUUUCACUCGAAAUGAAAGUGAGCUCAACAACGAGCACGGUAAGCCGGAUUUUCUUCGUACAUUUCAACUGACAAAAGUCCAAGUCAACCCUUCUGCGGCAUCCGGUCUGCCAGUCUACAAAUGCAUUAGAUCCGCCUUCUCAAUCGAAUUGAGUGUUACGCCAGUAUCUAUCUUCUGA